AUGGGCGUGGCUGGUCGCUACUCGCACCCGCCUGCGUUCCUUUCUGGUGCUAAUGUGGUGUGCGGUUCAUGCGGUGGGGGGAAGGCUGGGAUCCGGUGGCUGACGAUGUUUGGAGAGCCUGACGCUCGUCGGCUCUCUGGCGACUGGAAUGUCUAUUCCCCUUCCAAGCUCCUCAGUCCCCUAACCCCACGAAUCUCCCUCCUUCAAGACCCGUGCCCGCUAGGCAUCAACCUUCUUACCCUAUACUCUCUACACUCAAAUCUUUCCAGACAGUCCUUACACCUUCUAUCAGCCCUCAAAACACUCCCCCCCUCUUUCGCCCCUCAUCCUCCUCAAAGUCGUCUUUCGCAUGUUCCCCCUUUCUCCCCCCCCUUCAAAGAUCACCAUCAUGUCCAGUCUCGGGCAGGGGACACUCGCCCGAACGAUUUUGAUGAAUUCUUCGCGGGACUUGAUGUAGCCGAUUUCAAUCCAUCUCUCUGCGUUCCCAUCCUCAGUGAUGCAGACGUGGAAUGCUCGCGCUCACACCAGAGCGUCUCCUAG
Messenger RNA from Paracoccidioides lutzii Pb01, 540 nucleotides. RefSeq lists its product as hypothetical. The transcript is spliced from 2 exons. Bases 1 to 540 code for a protein of 179 amino acids. The record is from RefSeq and is a predicted model, not a curated record.